GGUGACGUCAGGGGUUACGCGCAGCUCCUGACCCACUCCUCCGAUCUGCAGCGCUCGCCAUUCCUGUGCGCAACCAUAUUUCGGCGGAUACUUUAUUAAUAAAUAUAUGUGUUUAUAAGAAAUUGGCACGGUCGACGAACUGCGGAAGUAAACGAUAACCAGCCCGAGACAAGUUAGCGUACCACUACAUCAUGUCCCAGGAUAAGAGUGGCUACCCCGGCAUGGGGGAGACCAACCCACUCCACAACGAAGUCUACGGGCCCCCCCAGCCUGGCUUCGGCAUGCCCCCUCCCAAUUACAACCACGCAACUACCGGAGCCUUUCCUCCAGCAGCUGGGCAGCUGGGAUACCCCGUCCAGGGGCAGCCUGGUUACCCACAGGCCGGCUACGGGCAGCCUGAUUACCCACAGCCCGGCUACGGGCAGCCUGGUUACCCACAGGCCGGCUACGCGCCACAAGGCUACCCACAGCCAGGCCCUGGGUUUGUCCCAGAUGCCCAGGUGCCCUACGCAGAGGGCUCUUCCCUACCGUACCAGAACAGCCCCCAACAGCCGCUAACUCACUCGGGUGGACCAAUGGGAGUCCCUGUCUACGGGGAUGUGCCUCCAUCAUACUACGACAAUGAAGACUUCACCAACUCUGGCUUUGAGGACAAGACCAUCCGUCAAGCUUUCAUCCGCAAGGUCUUUAUGGUCCUCACAGUGCAGCUGACGGUCACAUUCUCCUUUGUGGCCGUAUUUACCUUCGUCGACGAAGCUAAGCUGUUUGUUCGCCACAACCCCUGGACGUACUAUGCGUCGUACGCCGUUUUCGUCGUGUCUCUCAUCGUGCUCAGCUGCUGCGGAGACUUCCGCCGCAAGCACCCCUGGAACCUGGUCGCGCUGUCCAUCUUGACCCUUAGCCUGUCGUACAUGGUGGGCAUGAUCGCAAGCUUCUACAACACGGACACCGUCAUCAUGGCUGUGGGCAUCACUGCUGUGGUCUGCUUCACGGUUGUCGUCUUCUCACUGCAGAGCAAGUAUGACUUCACUUCCUGCCGCGGCGUGCUCUUUGUCUGCCUGAUAGUUCUGCUGGUCUUCUCCUUCCUCUGCAUCUUCAUUCGCAACAGGAUCCUUGACAUCGUCUAUGCAUCCUUGGGGGCCCUUCUGUUCACCUGCUUCCUGGCUGUGGACACCCAGCUGCUUCUAGGUAAUAAGAAGAUGGCUCUGAGCCCAGAGGAGUACAUUUUCGCAGCCCUCAACCUUUACACAGACAUCAUCAACAUCUUCCUCUACAUCCUGGCUAUCGUGGGACGCUCCCGUGAUUGAGAGUGCCCAAUUAGUGGGAAUAUCUGAAGGAAGUGGGAAAGUGGGUUUCCGCAACAGUGAAUGACGCUAUUAUGCCCGAUCUCUUUAACACCGGUUUGUUGUAUGUUUUGUCGGUUUUCUCCACAUUUAUUUUCACUCCUUGAAGCUGAUAUAUUGGGCUGAUGCAGCCUUUUAUGAAUGCAGAUGUAAAAGCAGUAAUACCUGACAAAUGUAACAGGCCACUAUGAUACCUGCUGUACCACUAGCUGUCUCCUGUUUUAUUAAUACAACUAGGGAACUUCGAUACACACACACACACACACACACACACACACACACACACACACACACACACACACACACACACACACACACACACACACACACACACACACACACACACACACCCUGUAUAUGUGUGUGUGUAUAUAUAAUGUGUGUGGCACUGCAGUUGGAGAGAAUCCCAUGCACACUAGCCUUGACUGGAAAGGAGCUAUUGCUAAAGAUACAUCUUCCCAAAUUAAUCCCGUUAAGGUAAAGUUAGUGCAUGGCAAUGUUAAACACAUCUGAAAUUGUGUUCUGAUUGUCUCGAUUCUCCCGGGGCUUGCCUUUCCUAGUCUGCUUGUUAGGUAGCUGUAAAUAGUCCAACUGUGUAACUAUAUGAUGCCAAUGUCCCUAACACGGUUUUCUGCUGAAUGAGUCUCAAGGCUUAUGGUGCUUGGCAGCUUGCAUUCUGAGACCGCAACUUGUCUUCACCUAGUAAAGAGACAGAACUCAUCUGGAAGUUAAAGGAGGAAGUUUAGUUUUUGAUGUCUUCAUUCACAAACAUUUUGUCACAGUACACAUGUCCUUCCAGAGAAGAGAAGUGUGUCGCUCGAAAGUUCAUUCCUUUAAAUAUAAUUAGACUAGGCUGUUUUUAUAAAUUAUUUUUAAUAUAUUGUUUGCUCUUCCUUGCUAACUUAUUUGGUGUUAAAUUGUAUAGUAAAAUGGAGUGCUGUAAUUUUCCCUUACAAGUAAUGUGAAAUAUUGGAAGUAUUGAUAUUAAUACCAGCCUAGUGCAUAUAUAGGUCACUUGUCAAUUCAAAAACCUAAUUGAGGGAUAUGUUGGAAUUACUCUUAACAACUAUUUAUUGAGAUAGAAGAAAGAGAUAUUCACUGGAAGAAUAACCUCAGCAAAAUGAAACUAAUUGCCCAAUUUUGAAGAGUUUGUUUCUACAAAUGUUAGGUCAUUUUACGACCUGUGGAGUUAAGCAUGUCAAUACUUAAAAUUGAAUGGCUAAAAGAUAUUGAUCAUUGAGAAUAAGUAUGCUUAAUUCUUAACAUGAAUGGUAUAAUAAAGAUUUAUUUUAAAAAGUCUUGGGUUUUUUCUAGCUGUUGCAUGAACCUUUCAUCAUAUUUGCACGUGCUAAUGCACAUUUAUGAUUAUUUUGGAAGGGGAAUCGUAUUUGAGAAUUAUUGCUGAGAGGCCUGUAUAUUUUUAACUUGUGUUUCCAAUCGUGUGUAUAUACAACUUCUUAGUGCUUUGACGUGUAUAGUACUUUGGAGCUUGGUAGGGUCUGUAUAUUUGCAACAGAACUAAAAUUGUAUUCCUCUACAAUGCUGUUUGCUUUACAUUAAAAGACAAACAAUCAUA
Messenger RNA from Gadus morhua (Atlantic cod), 2919 nucleotides. It is a transcript of the gene grinaa, whose product is annotated as glutamate receptor, ionotropic, N-methyl D-aspartate-associated protein 1a (glutamate binding). Gene Ontology annotation, cellular component: Golgi apparatus; membrane; endoplasmic reticulum. Bases 192 to 1307 code for a protein of 371 amino acids. The transcript has 7 exons. Lineage: Eukaryota; Metazoa; Chordata; Actinopteri; Gadiformes; Gadidae. The record is from RefSeq and is a predicted model, not a curated record. Gene Ontology annotation, biological process: negative regulation of apoptotic signaling pathway.